Coffea eugenioides is the source of this 1351-nucleotide messenger RNA. RefSeq lists its product as uncharacterized. Bases 261 to 860 code for a protein of 199 amino acids. The record is from RefSeq and is a predicted model, not a curated record. The transcript has 8 exons. Lineage: Eukaryota; Viridiplantae; Streptophyta; Magnoliopsida; Gentianales; Rubiaceae.
UCUCCUCCACCAUAUACUAGACUCUCUGUGUCUGAUGCCCCAUUACCUAAAUACUAGCACUAGCCGUUCUUUCCUCUUUGACGAAGCGGCGUAGCAUUGGGAGAACAAUCAGCUUCACUGUUCUUCAUAAGCUUUGCUUAAAGGAGAAGGAAAAAAACCAAUGCUGCUGAAGGGUCAAUACAUAUAUGUUGUAGUACCAUCCCGGGAGACGAAGCAUUUGCUUAUAGAUUAAUGAUUGGCAGAGGUGUGGAUUGAGGUAGAUGGAUUCAAUGGUGAAAAAGUAUCAGCAGAAGUUUAGGAAGGUGAAAGAAGAGAUGGGUCGAUGGGAAGAGCUUCAAUCUCGGUUAAUUUCACAGUUCACCAGUGCUUCUGCCAUCAUCCAGAGAUUGCAGUUACUUCAAGAUCCAAAAAACUAUGGCGCAUUAGAAUGUGUUCAGGGCAUUCAAGAUGCUGUCUUGGCGAAGCAAUUGGAGUCACUGCAAACUAUUAUGCUCUCCAUGAAUAAGACCUUGGAAGAUUUUCGUGGUGUUUCUUCAUCCCUUGAGAAAGUUGUUCGUGAUGGUAGGCAGCUAGUUAAAGGAGGUUCUACUGUUGCAACAGCAAAGCAACUGCAGCAAAGAGUUGGUAUCAAACCAAGUCUUGCAGAUUGCCUGGAGGGCCUUAGGCUUCUUAGCGAGAUGCACCAUUCAGAGUACCUUCUUAAGUCAUCUGUGAUAUCGGCACUUGCAAAGGUUUCCUUGACGCCAAGUGCUAGUGACAAUCUAAACGCCCUUCAGCAACUGCUCGUUGACCAACCUAACAUCCCUAGAGAGGAGGUACAAGGGAUAUUUGAUAUCAUAUUUGCUGAAGACAUCUCUUGAUGUUUUGUCCUCGUAUCAAUUGAAGUGCAUUACAAAUCUGUGUUAAGGCAGAAAGAAAGGAGGCACUAGCAAUCAUUUCACCAUCUUUCAGGGAUACCGUUUGAGCAAAUGCAUCCAAUAACAUGUCAUGUCAUUCCUCGGUUGGUUAUGAAGCAAAAAGCUGUCAAAUUCAAGACAGGUUGCUUGUUUGUGGAUCAUUCCCAAGCACGAGUUCUGUUUCCUGAAGAUUAUAUAUCAAAGACUCUAAUCUUCAGUGGGUGGAUGGUAGUUUGGAUGAUUUUAAAGUGUAAAUGAAUCAUAGAUGGCCUCGAAUUGUAUGGAGAGCUUGGUUAAGUUGAUGUUAUCACUAUCCUGACGCGACAUCAUGAAACUAUCUGAGACCCAAUGUAGAGUUUUAAUGUUUUAUUGGAUGUUAUUAAAUUCCAUUUGGAGGGAGAAACUCAAUGCUUGUCAGUGAAAUGUCAUAUUUCGAUUGUGGGCUUUAUUUUAAA